AGAUCUUCUUCCCUGAGCGGCGCUAUGGUUUUAUCGACUGCAAUGGCUUGGAUGUCUUUCUGCACCUCAGCGAUUGCGGGCAGCACACUCCACGUGUGGGUGACAUGGUCAAGUUCACCGUUGAGAGGCGGGCAUCCAACCCAAAACAACUUCAAGCCAAGUCCGUGCAGUUCGAUGGUCAUCAGACUUUCGUGCAGCAGAAUCAGAAGGGCGAGGUGAAGUCUGUCUCCAGCGGUCAUGGCUUCAUUGUGUCGGAUGCGGGAAGUGACGUCUUCUUCCGUAUGGCCAGUUGCAAUGGGAUGCCCAUGCCCGGGGAUGCUGUCACCUUCGAUGUGAAGUGGUCUGAAGUGCGACCAGGGAUGCUGGAGGCGGUGAACGUCUGUUCUGAACGAGCACCAGAUCGCCCUACAAGCCCUGUGUGGAAGGAGAAGCAUCCAGAGAUUGCUGUGGUCAAGGAGUUCGCAACGGUGGUCACGCAGCUGGCCGAGCGCGCCGAAGGGGCUGAAGCGGAGGUGAAGACGUUGGCCGAGAAGUUGGAAGCUGCAGAAAAAAGGAUCCAAGAAUUGACGACCGAAUUGGAGACUUUGAAAGGGCCGACGGAACAAACGCCUGAACGAACGAGAUAAUCAAAUCGAAAUUCCCAAAUUAUGCUUAGAAAA
This is a messenger RNA of Cladocopium goreaui, 659 nucleotides long. The record is from the annotation of a GenBank genome assembly. Lineage: Eukaryota; Dinophyceae; Suessiales; Symbiodiniaceae.